Messenger RNA from Dermacentor andersoni, 3900 nucleotides. RefSeq names its product sodium-dependent glucose transporter 1A-like. Gene Ontology annotation, molecular function: D-glucose transmembrane transporter activity. Lineage: Eukaryota; Metazoa; Arthropoda; Arachnida; Ixodida; Ixodidae. The record is from RefSeq and is a predicted model, not a curated record. Gene Ontology annotation, biological process: transmembrane transport.
AGCAAGGUUGUCAAAGGCACGAAGGGUUCCACCGCUGCGGUCAGCUGCCCGUCACAGAACUCGAUCGAACAAGCGGCCGCAAGCCCAGCUAAAUAUGACUUCCCGCUACAAGCUGUGGCUGGACGUGGGACGAACGUGUAACUUGAGCCUCGGAAAUCUGGGAAUGGGCAUCGUCGGCGGCAUAUUAGGUGUCGCUUUGCUGGACCUGGCUGAGAUAUAUGGAACAAGCAUCGGCAACAUAUCGUACAUCAUCACCACUUUUAGCGUGGGCGCUCUCGUCGGCUCUCUCCUUGGGGGCAAGUUACACGACACGUACAACACCCAGUUGGUCUCGAUCUUGGCAAUGAUAGCGACCUGCGUCACGGUGACCGUUUUCCCACUCGGCGGCAUCCUAGCCCUGGUACAUGUUACGGCGUUUCUGUGUGGACUGAGCGUGGCUGCACUUUGCACUGGUGCGAACGUCUGGAUCAUCAGGAUGUGGACAGAGAACAGCAGCCCGGCACUACAACUCUUCCACUUGGCCUUCGGUGUCGGUGGCUUCGUCGGUCCGUUCAUCGCCCAACCCUUCCUGUCCAACAGCAACGGUGGCAAUGCGACCGCACCGAAUACCACCGACAACGCAUACCUGACCCAGAACGGCAUCGCUUACCAGCCUGUCGACCUGGUAGCGCUGGGCAAUAGCUCCGCCGCUCAACAUGGCGCGGGAGAGUCACACGUUUAUUACGCAUUCGGUAUCGCCGGUGCACUUUUAGUGAUUCCAACUGUUUCUAUGAUCGCUCUUUACGUUAUAGACAACGUCGACUUCAAACCCGCGACACCUAACGGGGAGAUUUCCGCGGAAGCUGAGGAACCGCGUAACACUGCCCGCUUCACCCGAAUCGUUCUGGCAACAAUGUGCGUCUACAUGGUUGCCUACUCCGCGUUCGAGCGUACCACGGCCCAGAUGAUGGCCUCGUUUGCAGUCAAGAGCCAGCUCCACUUCUCGAAAUCGCUGGCUUCUCGCGUUGAAUCCGUGUACUUCUCGUACGCCGCUGGCCGCCUCACCGCAUGUCUGGCUACAAUCAAAGUUCCUCCCUUCUGGGUGCUAGUCUCAGCGCACGUAAUUCUCCUGCCCACGGCCGUGACACUCGUGCUACUGGGUUCUAGCAGCUCCGUGGUGCUCUGGCUAAGCAGCGCUCUCUUUGGUUUCGGCCAAGGGCCGAUAUUCGCCGCUUUAAUAUCCUGGAUGGCAGGGCUCAUAAAUAUAAACAACAAGAUGAUGUCUCUAGCUGUCGUCACGCAAGGCAUCGGAUCGAUGACAGCGCCGGUUAUUGUAGGCCAAUUUCUGGACAAUGACCCUGAUGUGUUCCUGUAUGUCUGUCUUAUGAGCGUUGCGCUAUGUGUUCUCAGUAUCAUUUUCAUGUAUCUCUACAUAAGAAGAGCGCGACACCGAGGCGAUGACAAGGAAUUACUUGUCAAUGAAACUGAUAGUGAGCAUAGCGAAAGGCUUCAAUAAUGCUUCAAGAUUUGCUUUAGCGUGUGUAAAUAUAGUGCUGUCUACAGUGCGCCAUGAGUUUGGCUGUCUGCCUAUCUGCCUGCCUUUUUUCCUGUCUAUCUAAGCAUUUUCCCGACAACUUGGGUCACUGGGCAGUUCAUAGUGAGUUGAGUAGGCCAUGGCAUUAUGUGCUCUGCGAACGACGAAACCAACUAUCGCACCAAAUUGGGUUACUGGGUAUAUGACACUCGCUUUGUGCCGCUGUUCAGUGGACAUAUUUUGCGCCACCUUGGGUGACUGUGUAUGUGACCAUUAUUUGCCGCUCUUAUGUGCCGCUUUUCAAGAAAAUUAACGCUGCACAAAGAAAAACUCUUCAUCUCGCUAAAUGUUACAGAGGAAAGGCUAGACAGUUAAUCAAGAGUGUGUACCCAUUCGGCAGACAUAUUUUUUUCGUAAAUGCCCUUCAGGUGCAUAAUUAUUUGACUGAAAUGUACUCUUGAGGAAACGACUGUUUCUGCAUUUCUCUCUUGCAUAUGAGUGUUCUAUAGGUGGUGGAGGCCUAUUCAUAAAAGCGUCAAAUUGUCACCAUCACAUACUUUCAUACUGUGCAAAUGUUGAUCAAAUUAUUUUUGUAAAUUUCUGCUGAGUACAUACCAGAACAUAGUCGCAUCUUUCCAGUCAAUAAGGCAGUGUUCGAUAGGUUGAGGCACUUUGGAAAGGCCACAGUCAGUUGAAGAAACGACAAUAUCCUUUUGCAAAAAAGAGGUCAGGCGUGCAGACAGGACACAAUAGUAGAGAAGUGGACAACACGAACGCCGUGUUGUCUACGGACAAUAUACGUUUUCCAAAGCAAUGUUCUAAAUGGCCAAGUUUCAUUGAGUAUUAGGAAGGAAAUGACCAUCUUGAAAGAUAUGGUGAGAGAUCAUUCAUCUGAUCAUGAAGCUGCCGAUAAAAUUAGGAAGCGACGUUCCCGUCGCCCGGCGCUGCUCAAGGAAGGCUGUUGCUUCUGCGACGCUCACGCCACUUCCUACAACACCACCUCCUCCUCUGCCACCCAGGCAAGGCACUGUGGAAAGGACCACGUAGAACAAGGCCACUAAGAAGACCACAUCUGUCGAAUCUCGGCCGGCCGUACCAAAACGACAGCAUUCAGCAACAGAAUCGGAGCAAACUUGUGGUGGACAACCCCCGACGUCUACUGUUGGUGAUUUGUACGACCAAGACAGGCAGGUGGCUGUAAUGCUGCAAUCGCUAAUUAAUACGACCCGCAUGAUACUGAAAAGCUGCAAACACCAGCAGAUCGAAGUGCUCUGCAAAUACUGGAUGCACUAAAUCUAGUGCUUGCUAGCAUCGUUUAAGCACCAUGGCUCGACCGAUAUCCCCUUCUGCACUGAAGUUAAAAGUGCGUCGAUCUUUCAAUGGAAUGCCAGAGGUCUCAAGACCCGUAUAGCAGUCUUUCGACAAUUCGUUUUUACAAAUCGCUUCCCCAUGUUGGUCAUUUGCGAACCAAAUACAUCAACUCCGCUCAGACUCUCUGGCUACGAAUCUUUCAUCUCGACCACAUGCUGUGUACGCACCAAAGUAAUCGUCUACAUCCGCACAGACUUUACAUAUGUCGCUAACACCGCAGAGCCUCAUGACCACAACCGGUGGGUCUGCCAGCUUGUCAAAAAGAAGGCUGUGUAAUUUACACUAAUUGGAGCCUACAUAUCCCCUGCGGGUUACUUUGACGGCAAAAGACUUAAGAAAAUAUUACUAAUGACCAAUGGCCCCUGGGAAAACGACCACCGUCGUCGUCAUCAACGACACACAACGACCUUCUUUGUCAUCGUCAGGCACCACUUUGACUGAGGCGCCAUCUCACAGCAUGAAGAAGAAGAUAACUUGUCCACAGCUGCUUCCACUGGGGUAUGAGCCCACGUCAUUAAAGCAGUGUGAAUUUGAGCGAAGCAAUCUGAAGUUGUGUAUAGCGUUCCUUUUUCUUGCGGAAUGACGUACGUAGGACAGACUGGCCGAUGCCUCAACGUCAGGCUAUAGAAACACAAUUUCAAGAUGCAGCACGGUGGGGCGGUCUUUCGCGCAUUGCAUUGUAAUCAUGGUGAUUGCGAUCCGAUGUUUCAUCGGGCUGCGGUCGCGAUACAUGGGAGCAUUUGCACAAGCAUGAUAAUUGAGGCCACAUUCAUUUCCAAGGGUGACUGUGUUAGCAAGCCUUCAACUCCCCUGUCUGACGAAGAAUUGACAUGUCAUGAAUGCGCAGAGUAGUUAUGUGGUUCUCGCUGCAAAUCUACCUCAUUUUCUCACAAAUGAGCGAUGAGUGAUUAUGUUUGCUUUUAGCUUUUGUUCUAUUACGAUUGCGAGCGCGUGCUCGAUUAUGCUUAUAUAUAUAUAUAUAUACCCUUUGUAAUAAAUCCUCAGUUGGAAGUCAG